AGUACCUUUCCUGUGGGGCUCAUUUCACGCUUGUAAUGAUGACUUGUUUUCUUAAUUGUGAGUUGACUACAGUGGGAAUGACAGCAAGGAUUGCAGGUCCUCAUAAUCACUGAGGGCGUGGCAAAUUUCUACGUAUAAAAGUUACACUCGAGCCCUCUCGUUUCUGAGCAGUGACUAAAAUAUAUUCCACAUGCGGCAGAAGAGCUCCGCAGCCAAUCUGUCUGAACAAGUGAAGAUAAGAGCUGGACCAAAAGGUACAUCACUGAAGCUCUGGGCUGAAGAGGAUGAGUGGCUGAAUCUGGAUGAGCAGUCCGAACUUUUCCUGAGUCCCCAGUCUCAGAUAGCAAAGCUCUGGAAAAGACCCCGCCCUUCUGCUCUGUCUAGGAUGACCAUGAAGUGGAUUAUCCAGGCACAGAAUGCCUUAGAUGAGAAUGGCUGCUGAGAACUCCUCCGUGACAGAGUUUAUCCUCACAGGCUUAACCAACCAGCCGGGAUUCCAGAUCCCCCUCUUCUUCCUGUUUCUAGGUUUCUACGUGGUCACUGUGGUGGGGAACCUGGGCUUGAUAACCCUGAUUGGGCUCAACUCUCACCUGCACACCCCUAUGUACUUCUUCCUCUAUAACUUGUCCUUCAUAGACUUCUGCUAUUCCAGUGUUAUCACUCCCAAAAUGCUGAUGAGUUUUGUCUCAAAGAAGAACAGCAUCUCCUACGCUGGGUGUAUGACUCAGCUCUUCUUCUUUCUUUUCUUUGUUGUCUCUGAGUCCUUCAUCCUGACAGUGAUGGCGUAUGACCGCUACGUGGCCAUUUGUAACCCACUGCUGUACAGGGUCACCAUGUCUCCCCAGGCAUGUUUACUCCUUUUGUUGGGUGUCUAUGGGAUGGGGUUUGCUGGGGCUACAGCCCACACAGCAUGCAUGAUGGGUGUGACCUUCUGUGCCAAUAAUGUUGUCAACCACUACAUGUGUGACAUCCUUCCCCUUCUUGAGCACGCUUGCAGCAGCACCUAUGUGAACCAGCUGGUAGUGUUUGUUGUUGUGGGCAUUGAUAUUGGCAUGCCCACAGUCACCAUCUUCAUUUCCUAUUCUCUCAUUCUCUCCAGCAUCCUCCAUAUUCAUUCCAUGGAGGGCAAGUCCAAAGCCUUCAGCACCUGCAGCUCCCACAUAAUUGCAGUUUCUCUGUUCUUUGGGUCAGGGGCAUUCAUGUAUCUCAAGCCCUCAUCUAUUUUACCUAUGAAUCAGGGCAAAGUGUCUUCCCUGUUCUAUACCACUGUGGUGCCCAUGCUCAAUCCAUUAAUUUAUAGCCUGAGGAAUAAGGAUGUCAAAGUUGCUCUAAAGAAAACCUUGAACACAUAUUCAUUCUCCUGAGAAAAAAGCAAUGCUCAGGAAAAAAACAUUGUUUCUCUCAUAGUGAUUAGUUACCUGGAAGAAAUAUAAUAUUUCCUCAAACAAAUUCAUCAUCCCCAUUUUGAGGGUUUUUUUUUUGAGAUGGAGUUUCACUCUUGUUACCCAGGCUGUAGUGCAAUGGCACAAUCUCAGCUCACCACAACCUCCGCCUUCUGGGUUCAAGCAAUUCUCCUGCCUCAGCCUCCCGAGUAGCUGGGAUUACAGGUGCGUGCCACCAUGCCCAGCUAAUUUUUGUAUUUUUGGUAGAGGCAGGGUUUCACCAUGUUGACCAGGAUGGUCUCGAUCUCUUGACCUCAUGAUCCACCCGCCUCGGUCUCCCAAAGUACUGGGAUUAUAGGCGUGAGCUACCACGCCCGGCCCUGAGGAUUCUUUAAUUUACAAAUAUUCUUAAGAGCUUCGAAUACUCACAUAGUAAGUCUUGAAACUCAUUUCACUCAGUUCCUCCCUAUUUCUGAGGAUAGACUCUGGCAUAUAUACCUUCCCCGAGGUCGCUCAGCUCCUCAGCAGUGGAACUGAGACUAAAAUUCAGGCUCUUUGUUUUCUGUACUGGCUGCCUUUCAUUAUGGCUCACUUUCUUCCUCCCUCAGGCUCUGGAAGAUUUCACUUCAAAUGUGAGCUGGACUAGGAUGUUAAAAUCAGAUUCUGUCCUCAGAAAUUACAUGCAAUUUUUCAAAGGCGAAUUUUAAAUGUCGCAUUUUUGCAAGUAAGUAGGAAGUUUGUAGAAUUUUUUGUUGAUAUGGCCUUGCCAAACAGCCAGGGAAAUUCUUGAAGCAUUUUGCAGAAAGUGCAGGGGAAGUGUGUUAGGACCCAGGGAGCAGCAUGCAUGGUACCUUUUAAGACAGUGGGGUGGAGCUUCCGGGACCUGGACUUGAAGGGUUUUGCUGAUGCUGGGUGGAAGAACUUACAGAAAAUGUCAGAGUUAUGAAGAACAGAAUUUGGGAAUUAUUUCACAUGCAAUCACAUGCAAUCACUGCCCUGUUUUCAAAAUUCAAGGUGGGGACCAGGUACAGUGGCUCAUGCCUUUAAUCCCAUCUACUCAGGAGACUGAGGGAGAAGAAUCACUUGAACCCAGGAGGUGGAGGUUGCAGCCAGCCAAGAUUAUGCCACUGCACUCCAGCCUGGGCAACGGAGUGAGACUCCAUCUCAAAAAAAAAAAAAAAAAAAAAAAAAUCAAGAUGGAGAAGUCCACAGCCUGGGGUGGUCAGUUAGGAUCUGGAGAACAUUUCAGAACCACAGAGAACCAUGUGUUACAAGUCAGUAGUCAGGUUAGACCCAUACAACCAUCAGUCAGUGGAGGGAAUGACCACUGAAUGGUAUAAUGCUGCAUGGGACAGAAACCAUGUGGGGUGUAGGGAGCAGUGGCCAUUUUGAGCGUCAUGAUAGCCGUCUUGUGAUCUUGUUGCUCAAGCUUCUGCUUCUCUUAUCUAAGUUUCACGUUCUUCUUAGUCACGAGGCCAGCCGGCAGCCUCGUCUCCAUGAUUACUUUCUGACCUCAGAACUCAGAACUCUUUGCUUGCUUAUAAGCAGCUGCUUUGUGCCUAAUAAACGAGACUUGAUCAGA
Messenger RNA from Callithrix jacchus (white-tufted-ear marmoset), 2964 nucleotides. It is a transcript of the gene OR8B8, whose product is annotated as olfactory receptor, family 8, subfamily B, member 8. Gene Ontology annotation, cellular component: membrane. Gene Ontology annotation, molecular function: G protein-coupled receptor activity; olfactory receptor activity. The record is from RefSeq and is a predicted model, not a curated record. Lineage: Eukaryota; Metazoa; Chordata; Mammalia; Primates; Cebidae. Gene Ontology annotation, biological process: G protein-coupled receptor signaling pathway.